AUGCCACUCAACACCUUUGCCUUGAGUGUGGCCCUCACUCCGGCCGUCCUCCAGACCCUGAUCUCGCAUUACGUCCAUCGCAAGUCGCUUCGUGAGAAGCCCAACGUCCACAUCACCUACGAUGAAGCCAUCCGCAUCCUGCGUGAAUUCCUCGUCUAUGCGUCCAAGCAUCCCGUCGAGGAUCUACAGGCCUUUACCUGCCAGAGAGUGCCUGCACCCCAUUGGGUGAAGCUGCAAACCGUGACGGUGUCGGAGGCAUACCUGUCGUCAGCGGCGAAGGCUAUCAACCAGCAGUUGGGCCCCAAGGGCAUCGCGCGGGUUGGAGGGAGUGAGUGGUGGCAAUGGCGUGGACCAGCCGAGGACCUCAAGGGGGAGUGGAUUGAGAUGAAGGAUGAUUACAACGAGCGGAAGCAGACGAGUCGCGAUCAUCCGAGCCAGAAGCGGAUCAUGCUGUAUAUCCACGGUGGGGCGUACUUUUUUGCUAGUCUGGAUACCCAUCGCUAUCAGAUGCAGCGACACGCUAGGAAACUCAAGGCUAAAUAUCGUCUGGCGCCGCAGUUUCCGUUCCCAUGCAGUCUACAAGACUCGCUGGCCGCAUACCUGUACCUGUUGGAGGAUCAUGAUCCGAAAGAGAUUAUUUUCGCGGGAGAUUCCGCCGGUGGAGGAAUGGUGCUCUCAAUGCUUGUCAUUUGUCGCGAUCAAGGACUGCCCUUGCCUGCGGGUGCUAUUCUAAUUUCUCCCUGGGUGGACCUCACGCAUUCAUUCCCCAGCAUUGUCGCGGACAACCCGGGCGAUUAUAUUCCUCCCUAUGGCUUCAGGCAUAAACCCUCCGCUGCAUGGCCGCCGCCAAAUGCGGACGAGCUGCGUGAGCUCAAGAAAGGCCUCAAAAAACACCCAGCCAGCCAGAGUGAGGCUCUUAAGGCCAUCCCGAAUGACAGCGAGGCCGAAGAUACAGCAGCGAAGGGGUAUUCGAGCCGUAGGAACAGCGCGGCCGAUGCAAAACGUGCCUGCGAUAUCGAACACGAGACUGUCAAGGUGGUACUUGAUGGGGAAACAGUGGAGGUCAAGGACCAGAUUCACAUGUACACGACCAACGAACUCUUGUCCCAUCCUCUUGUUUCUCCUGUCUUUCAGCCGUCAUUGGGGGGUCUACCUCCCCUGCUGAUUCAAAGCGGAGGCGGCGAAAUGCUACGAGACGAGCAGUUCUACAUUGCACAUAAGGCCGCCAACCCGACGGCAUACCCGCCCAGUGACAAGUUCCUCGAUGAGCAUGAUCCAUCACGGGAGAUCCUCCGCAAAUACCCCGGUACCCAUGUGCAGCUUCAAGUCUGGGACGACCUCUGCCACGUUGCUCCCACUCUCAGCUUCACGCGUCCAGCGAAGUAUAUGUACCGGGCGAUCGCUCAAUUUGGGGCCUGGGCCCUGGCAUCCAACGGCACUGCAGUCGCAUCGGUUGGAAAAGCAGGCGAUCCAUUACCGGCCUUCAAAGAUCGCAUGAUCCGUCAACGAGUCGACAAACGCGGUAAUAUCUACCCGCUUGAUCCUCCAUCCGCUUGCCCUGUUCUCCAGAUUCCCAGCUCCGAAGUCGGUACUUUCAAUCCCAAGCUUGUUCGGGGAUGGCUGGCAGCCAAGGAGGAGUGGGACGAGAAAUUCGCGAAGGAAAAGCUCCGGGUUCAGCGACAGCGGAUCAAGGAACUGGCCUACGGGCUCCAAGCGUUCAAGGACGAGUUGCCUCCCCCCAGUUCACUCGCUGCGAGACGGCAUGCCCCUGGCGUCUUGCCCUCCAAGACCGGCCGCAAGAGUUACCCCAUGACCAUGUGGAGCAGACUGGCCAGCAAGCAGGAUGAAAGAUCUAUCGCGAAAGAACAGCUGAAAGGAGGCGAGGUCAAGCGAAAGAGUGUCGAUGCCGGGCGCGCCGGAGCGUCAAUGGACGAGGCCAACAGAUCGAAAGCCGAGAGUUUACGCCCGUCCUCCCAACCGGCCACCCUUGCCUCGCAUCCUACAAAUAUCGUCAUUGUUCCAACCCGGUCAGAGAAAGGGAGCGUAGCCUCUCACAAGACGUCAACCGACGCAGUUGAUCAGCUGGGAACCUCUCCCCCGCAGGGUACAGCUCUCAGUAAGUCCAGCAGCCGACUCAUGUUACUACCCGAAUACGAGGGGAAAACGCUCCUCGACGAGAACGCCAGCACAAGGACGCUUUUCCGUGAAGCCGGCGCAAUCCCCACAUCAGAUGGCGCAUGGUCACGGCUGCGCCAACGUCCAUUGUCCCAUGCCGGUUCCGGUACUAUCCGCAGCGAAUUUACCUCCGAGCUCCCUGAAGAUAGCAGCACGAUCGGCGAUGAGAAGUCCCUUGCGGUAACCAACACAGGAGUCGACGAAGCCAGUACCCGUGCUGUGCUGCGCGCCGGUGGCGUGGUGGGACUGAUGAGCGACGAUGGCGACUCAGCGUAUCGCUCGUUUGAUGCGCAGUCGACAACGGAUGCGGGGGAUGCUGAAUCUGCACCUGGAGGUGUCCAUGGUGAUUCUGGAGGGGUGAAUGGCAGUGCUGAAGUUGACAAGCACGCGCGUCCGACCAUGCCGGAUCGCGAGUUCUUCAAGACAGCCGAGGAGUAUGUGCCUUAUUGA
Aspergillus niger is the source of this 2625-nucleotide messenger RNA. RefSeq lists its product as uncharacterized. The transcript has 5 exons. Gene Ontology annotation, molecular function: hydrolase activity. The record is from RefSeq and is a predicted model, not a curated record. NCBI's taxonomy places the organism in Eukaryota, Fungi, Ascomycota, Eurotiomycetes, Eurotiales, Aspergillaceae. Bases 1 to 2625 code for a protein of 874 amino acids.